Molecule: messenger RNA, 1839 nt
Organism: Postia placenta MAD-698-R-SB12
Lineage: Eukaryota; Fungi; Basidiomycota; Agaricomycetes; Polyporales; Adustoporiaceae
Exons: 17
Coding region: 1-1839 (612 amino acids)
Biological process (GO): nucleotide catabolic process
Cellular component (GO): cytosol
Molecular function (GO): hydrolase activity
Source: RefSeq, a predicted model, not a curated record
AUGCAGCUCGCCCUUCAGCUCACGCUCUCCGCCCUCGCGCUGAGCGUGCUCGCGUGCCCCGGCGAAGACCACGCGCAUGCGCAUGCCGACCAUGUACACGCAAAGCGACUGUAUCCGCAGGUACCACUGACACCACCGAGCAGGCCAUUAGUGUGGAGCGAUUUCAACAUCAUCCAUACCACUGACAGCCAUGGGUGGCUGCUCGGGCACCAGCACCUCUCAUUCCCCGAACCCAACUACAGCGGGGACUUUGGGGACUUUGCGUCAUUCGUCACGCACAUGAAGCAGAUCGCCCUGGAUAAAGACGUCGAUCUCCUCCUCGUUGAUACCGGAGAUCUGCAUGACGGAACGGGCCUUUCGGACGGUUAUCCGCCGGGCCAGGUCGAUGGCCACGAGACGAACAAUUUCAUCAUGGACCUCCCGUACGACGUCCUCGCCAUCGGAAACCACGAGCUGUACGAAUACGCGGACGCGUACGACACGUACAAGAACUUCGCGCCGCACUGGAACGGGCGAUACCUGUCGUCGAACGUCAACAUCACCGUGUACGACGACGACGGCAAGGUGAUCGACGUCCCCGUCGGCAGCCGCUACACCAAGUUCACCACGCGCAAGGGCCGCAAGAUCACGUCGCUCGGCGUGCUGUACGACUUCACGGGCAACUCGGAGAACACGACUGUGCAGACGGUCGCGGAGAUGGUCAAGGAGCACUGGUUUAAAGAGGCGAUCGCGGAAGAGCCUGACGUGUUUGUCCUUCUGGGACACAUGCCUGUACGGUACGACCACUGGCCUGCUGUCUACGAUGCCGUGCGUGCGGUGCACCCGUACACGCCUAUUCUGAUCCUGGGUGGACACACACACAUCCGCGACUGCAUCCAGUUCGACGGACGCUCGAUGGCACUGGAGAGCGGGCGCUACAUGGAGACUGUCGGUGCGAAUCUGGAUGUGUCGGAGCACGAGAACAUCACGUUCACGCGGCGCUACCUGGAUGCCAACCGGGUGACGUACGAGUACCAUACCGGUAUAAGCAACCAGACGUACGACACGACACAGGGUCAGAACAUCACGCGCGGGCUUGAGGAGCUCGCAGUCGCGUACGACCUGAGCUACUUGUAUGGGAAUGCACCGCAGGACUACACCCUUUCCAGGUAUGCCACACACUCCUCAAGAGCCCGCAUGCAGGUCCUCCCAUACUCGCUGAGCAUCAAUAACACGCGGGCGGGGGUGCCGAACAUCAUCAUCGUCAACUCGGGCGAGCUGCGCUUCGACAUCCUCGCGGGCGCGUUCACGAAGAACGACGAGCUGACGGCGCUGCCCUUCCUCGACGCGUUUCUCUACAUCCCGAACAUCACGCUGGGCGUCGCGUCGGAGGUGCUCCCUGCGCUGAACAAGGCGGGCGCGGACGAGAAGAAGCGGGACCUGUCCGCCGUAGAGCGCGACGCGGAGCGGUAUGCGCAAGGUGAUGUCGGCAUGCGCUAUAACGCGUGGCUGGAGGAGAUGAGUGCCCGCGGGGCGGAGAUGCUCCAAAGGCGCGCUGAGAGCAAGAACCUGACGCUCGGAUACGUCACGUCGGACCUUUGCCCUGGCGUUGGCGACGACACGCCGCACAUUGCUCUGCCCUACUACUCCAGCCCAGACUUCAUCGGUUCGAACGUACCAACCGUGUCGAACGACACGCAGAUCGAUCUCGUCUUCAUCAACUUCAUCGAGGACCAGCUGCUGGAGAUCCUGAACGAGGUGCAGAGUGACAAGACCUAUACGGAUGACGACGUCCUGUCGUACUCGCCCCUGCUCGCGAAUGUGGUUCUUGGAUACUACGCCCAGAAGUACUGGAACUAA